AUGCACAUCACCAUCCUCGAUAUCUCAUCUGAUACGCUUGCGUACGCGAUCGAAGACACCUUCCCCGCUGCUGCAAACGCAUCAUACGCUCGAUGGGAACCACUGGAAGUAAACGGCGGGCUCGAGAUCUUCAACCUAGCUAUUAUUAAUGCAGGACGUAUUUGUAUUGUUGUAACGGAGGACCUUCAUCUCAAGCGUCGAACACCUCCCCGAAGCAAUUCCCACUCACUUCGCCCCCACGAUCUUGGGCGUUUACCACCCUCGCUCCUCGUGACAACCCCUUCGUACGGCUUCAACGCGCAUUUUAGCCCUCCUGGCUUGACGAACACCGCCACUGGCUUCCCCGAUCCUACGAAACGCACAGACAGGGUGUUUAGGCACCACGACCACAAAUUCGAAUGGACAGUCGAGGAGUUCCAGGAGUGGUGCAGGCAUCGCGCAGGAAUGGGGAUACGACGACUAUUGGCCGUGCGCAGCAGAAAGAUAGGUGGGGCCGAAAUGAAGAACUCGGGGAGGAAAUCCUGGUUUAUAGAGGAGAUCGGAGCGAUGUGUGGCGGGUGGUUCGAAGUUCUGAUCCAGGCUAUUGAGGCAAGUGCGAAGUUUGAUCUUCAAAGAAGCAAGGGCCAGAGAAGGGGAGAUUGGCGGGCGCUGCUAGGUGGAGGCGGGCUUGCAAGGAAGAAGAGGAUUUUUGAAUGGGCUCAAGAAGAACCGGCGGAUGAUUUGUUUGAGGAGGUCCUGCAAUCGGAAGGAUAUCGUUCUGAUGACGACCCGGGACUCGACUGGGGAAGUGAUCCGUAUUCUUCAGACUAUGGCGUUGAUUUUUUGAAAUCGUGGGACCUGAAGAAAAGACGGCAAUGCAUGGGGGAAGGAGUCUGCUUGGACGAGCGAGUCUUGUGAAGACGACGUAGUUGACUGGAGCAGGUGGAGCACUUUGUCUGCAGCUUGGGACCUUGCCAAUAGACCAGAAUGAGCGCAGAACACCAGAC
This is a messenger RNA of Suillus bovinus, 986 nucleotides long. RefSeq lists its product as uncharacterized. Gene Ontology annotation, cellular component: nucleus; cytoplasm. Lineage: Eukaryota; Fungi; Basidiomycota; Agaricomycetes; Boletales; Suillaceae. The transcript has 3 exons. Gene Ontology annotation, molecular function: RNA methyltransferase activity; O-methyltransferase activity. Gene Ontology annotation, biological process: piRNA processing; siRNA processing; RNA methylation. The record is from RefSeq and is a predicted model, not a curated record. The coding region runs from base 1 to 897 and encodes 298 amino acids.